AUGACAGGAACACAAGAACAGCCUGAGAUUGUUGAGGCUAUUAGUUCUAACGACUCUGAAGUAGUUAGGGAAGUGAAACAGGAAGGAAAAGUAGAGGCAGGUGAUUUUGAAAAGUUUCCUGGAGAAAACAUAGAAAAAACUAAAAGCGAUGUUAAUUCAGAUAAUGAAUUAUCCUUGUACAAAAAAUUCAAGAUACGGGUUCCUCGUCAUACCCUUUAUUUCCAUAUAUUGUUGGGAUGUCUUUUCACUGCAUGGUGGCUUUCGAUUUUAAUUCAAGACAAGCAUAGACACCAAUGGUUAGUUCCUACUGUCUUAUGGGGUUUACUCAUGGUUAGACUUAUUUCGUGGCAUUGCAGAAUUUUGUAUGUGUUGUUCCACUAUUGCCAAAAGGUUUGGUACUUUGUAACGGAAAUCCUCUACUCCAAAAUAUUGACAACCAGGCCAAGGAGAUUGAUAGUUGGAGCUAUCAUAACUCUCGGAGUCGUAUUGCUCGGGACAUUCGUACCUUCCGAAACCAAAUAUUCACGCAGACAAGAUCGUGCUGUAUCAUUCUUCGGAAUUGUUGUUGCGGUCGUUGGGUUGUAUUUGACAUCUAAUAACAGAAAAAAGAUUCAAUGGAACACGGUUAUUGGUGGUUUGUUGAUGCAGUUUAUUAUUGCCUUGUUUGUGUUGCGUACAAAAUGUGGUUACGAUAUUUUUAAUUUCAUUUCAACUUUAGCUAGAGAACUCUUAGGGUUUGCUAAAGAUGGGGUCGCCUUUUUAACCACAACUGAAGUUUCUCAAUUAGGCAUGUUUUUCUUCACAGUCUUACCAUCUGUGGCUUUUUUUGUUGCCUUUAUUCAUAUUUGGUAUUAUUAUGGAAUGGUUCAAUGGUUUAUUGGAAAGUUUGCAUAUUUCUUUUUCUGGAGUCUUAGAGUUUCUGGGGCUGAAGCAGUUACUGCAGCUGCAUCUCCAUUCCUUGGUAUUGGUGAGAGUGCCAUUUUAAUUAAAGAUUUGGUACCAUAUUUAACAAAGGCUGAGCUCCAUCAAAUUAUGUGUUCUGGUUUCUCCACUAUUUCGGGAGCUGUAUUGGUUGGCUAUAUUGGACUUGGGUUGAACCCACAAGCUCUUGUCAGUUCGUGUGUUAUGUCUAUUCCGGCAUCAUUAGCUGCAUCCAAGUUAAGAUAUCCUGAAACUGAGGUCCCAAUAUCAAAUAGUACAUUUAAUGUUCCUAAGCAUAUGGAAGACGAAGCCACGAGACCUAGAAACGUUUUACAGGCAUUCUCAAAUGGGGCAACAUUGGGUUUAAGGAUUGCAGGUACCAUGAUGAUUCAAUGUAUGUGUAUCAUUGGCCUUGUUGCAUUGAUUAACGGCAUUUUAACCUGGUUCGGUAAUUACUGGAAUAUUCAUGAAUUAACCCUCGAACUAAUGUUAUCCUACCUUUUAUACCCAAUUGGAUUUUUAUUGGGUACUCCAAGAAACGAAAUUUUGCAUGUUACCAAAUUAAUUGGAACCAAGAUCAUUCAAAACGAAUUUGUUGCCUAUAACUUAUUGAUAACCGAAUCUCCUUAUAAAGAAAUGUCUAGGAGAGGUACGUUGAUCGCAACAUAUGCUCUUUGUGGGUUUUCAAAUUUGGGUUCUUUAGGAAUUACAUUGGGUGUUUUAAAUACCUUAACCAACAACUCAAGAUCUAGAGACAUCACAAGCUCCAUUAUUUCUGCCCUUUUUACUGGAGGUCUUGCCACUUUAACAUCUGCCGCCAUUGCGGCUAUGGUUAUUCAUGAUUUAGGUUCAUAUGACAUAAAUUGA
Messenger RNA from Debaryomyces fabryi, 1788 nucleotides. It is a transcript of the gene CNT, whose product is annotated as Cntp. Gene Ontology annotation, biological process: nucleoside transmembrane transport. Gene Ontology annotation, cellular component: membrane. Bases 1 to 1788 code for a protein of 595 amino acids. The transcript has a single exon. The record is from RefSeq and is a predicted model, not a curated record. Gene Ontology annotation, molecular function: nucleoside transmembrane transporter activity; symporter activity. NCBI's taxonomy places the organism in Eukaryota, Fungi, Ascomycota, Pichiomycetes, Serinales, Debaryomycetaceae.